Molecule: messenger RNA, 327 nt
Organism: Aspergillus vadensis CBS 113365
Lineage: Eukaryota; Fungi; Ascomycota; Eurotiomycetes; Eurotiales; Aspergillaceae
Exons: 1
Coding region: 99-293 (64 amino acids)
Source: RefSeq, a predicted model, not a curated record
UUAUGAUGAUACGGCUGAUACUGAUAGAUAUCCUUGUCGUUAUGUGUCUCUCUGCAUUGCGCAGCUGAUCUUUUGGUUGUAUAUUUGGGAUAGUAUAGAUGAAUAUCUGGUCAUCCAUUAUCAUUGCGGCACUCAUUAACAUCGUUAGACUGAUCAUUAGGUUUAACUCGUCCACGAAAAGAUGCCAGCUGUAUCUGGGUGUAAAGAAGUGGUACAAAAAAGCAGUGUCCCCAUCUGCUGCCCUUCUAGGACUGCAGGGAUGCGACGCCAACAAGCAUAGAGUCAGAAUAUAACCGAUAUAUAGUACAAGAAGGUAUAUAGGACCGG